UGAAAUCUAAAGUGAAUAAGUGUAGACUGGCUCUGAAGGUGUGAUGCAAUUGACCAGUCAACCACCAGUCCUGGAUUCGGUGUUGACAGACUAACAAGCACACGGCGCAUAUCAGUCAGCGACAGCGCAUCGAAUACCGAAGCAAUGGCUCUACGUUUUGUCACCAAUAAGCUAAACCAGUUUCGAUCGGCGACGAAGAUUGGCAAUGUAGCGAAAGCUUCAUUUUCAUCUUCUGGCAAUCAACCGACCUUCAACUGGGAGGAUCCACUGAACUUAGAAUCCCAGCUCAAAGAGGAUGAAAUUGCAAUCCGAGACUCCUUCCGGGUGUACUGCGAGGAUAAACUUUUGUCCAGGGUCAUCACCGCCAACAGAGAUGAAGUCUUCCACAAGGAAAUAAUGAAAGAACUUGGUUCUUUUGGAGUACUCGGAUGUACGAUAAAGGGCUACGACUGUGCUGGCGUAAACAACGUAGCCUACGGUCUACUGACCAGGGAAGUUGAGCGUAUUGAUUCGGGUUACCGAUCGGCAUUUAGCGUCCAAAGUUCGCUCUGUAUGGGUGCCAUUUACGAUUAUGGGUCGGAGGCGCAGAAACAAAAAUAUCUUCCCAAGAUGGCCCGAGGAGAGCUGAUCGGUUGUUUUGGUCUCACGGAACCGAAUCACGGUAGCGAUCCCUCAUCCAUGGAGACAAAAGCUAUCCACGACCCGAAAACGAAGACUUACGUAGUGUCCGGUAGUAAAACAUGGAUUACGAACUCACCUGUAGCCGAUGUCUGCAUCGUUUGGGGUAAAACCGAAGAUGGUAAAGUCCGUGGCUUCAUCAUCGAUCGCGCCGAGAGCUCUCAGGGUCUAUCGACUCCCAAGAUUCAGGGUAAAUUUUCUCUAAGGGCUUCGGACACCGGUAUGAUCUUGAUGGACGAGGUACGCAUUCCGGAGGAAAAUAUUCUUCCAAAUGUAUCCGGUAUGCGAGGUCCCUUUGGUUGUCUGAACAAUGCUCGGUAUGGGAUUGCUUGGGGUGCUCUGGGGGCAGCUGAGUCUUGCCUUAAGGUAGCGCGCGGAUACACACUCGAUAGGAAACAAUUUAAGCGACCUUUGGCUGCCAAUCAGCUGAUGCAGAAAAAGAUGGCUGAUAUGCUGACAGAAAUCAGCUUGGGGUUGGCUGCCUGUUUGCAUUUGGGCCGGCUGAAGGACCAGAAACUACAUACACCGGAGAUGAUUUCGAUGCUCAAGAGAAAUAACGCCGGAAAGGCGCUGGAAAUCGCACGCGUUGCCAGAGAUAUGCUCGGAGGAAACGGCAUUUCCGAUGAGUACCAUAUCAUUAGACACGUGAUGAAUCUGGAAGCUGUCAAUACCUAUGAAGGAACACACGACAUCCAUGCAUUGAUUCUCGGACGCGGUAUUACGGGUAUUCCUGCUUUUUCCUAAACAUGAUCCAAAUCGGGUUUAAUAUUUGUAAAUAAAUCGGAUUGCAUAUUAAUUUUA
This is a messenger RNA of Uranotaenia lowii, 1479 nucleotides long. Its product is annotated as glutaryl-CoA dehydrogenase, mitochondrial. The record is from RefSeq and is a predicted model, not a curated record. Gene Ontology annotation, molecular function: glutaryl-CoA dehydrogenase activity; flavin adenine dinucleotide binding; fatty-acyl-CoA binding. Lineage: Eukaryota; Metazoa; Arthropoda; Insecta; Diptera; Culicidae. The coding region runs from base 145 to 1422 and encodes 425 amino acids. Gene Ontology annotation, cellular component: mitochondrial inner membrane. Gene Ontology annotation, biological process: fatty acid beta-oxidation using acyl-CoA dehydrogenase; fatty-acyl-CoA biosynthetic process. The transcript has 6 exons.